Messenger RNA from Zeugodacus cucurbitae (melon fly), 7240 nucleotides. Its product is annotated as protein SCAI. The record is from RefSeq and is a predicted model, not a curated record. NCBI's taxonomy places the organism in Eukaryota, Metazoa, Arthropoda, Insecta, Diptera, Tephritidae. The transcript is spliced from 10 exons. Gene Ontology annotation, molecular function: transcription corepressor activity. Gene Ontology annotation, cellular component: nucleus. Gene Ontology annotation, biological process: DNA-templated transcription. Bases 361 to 2157 code for a protein of 598 amino acids.
GGCUACUGCCAACAAUUUUGCUUUGAACGAUUUAAUUGGCAAUGUUUACUUCUGUGUGUGUGUGUGUGUUUGUGUGAGAAUAUUAGAUACAUUCAAGUGCUUAAUCGCUUUUUCAAUGUGAGUGCCACUCAUAGAUAUCUGCUGCGAACCCAACGUCGGGCCCCCCCUUAAAUGGUCAUCACUUUCGUAAGUAUGCCACAGACGUCGCCGCCGCUACAACCGCAAUUCGCAUUUCCCCAUUCAUUCGGUAUGCCAGUAUUUCAUAGUUCAGUAGACAAACGUGAAAGAGCGCAAUGAGUUUUUGAUUUUCUUCUACGCUCCUUAAUAAAUUACACAUAACACAUUAGAAAUUGAAACGGUAUGGUGAAAAUGGAAUCCACAGAAGAACAGGAUCGAAAGUUAGUACUGGAGUUUUGUCAUUUGCUCGAAAAGUCUAAGCAACUAUUUAACGGCCUCAGAGACCUGCCACAAUAUGGUCACAGGCAGUGGCAGGCGUAUUUCGGGCGUACAUUUGAUGUCUACACGAAAUUAUGGAAAUUCCAACAACAGCAUCGCAUGGUAUUGGACUCGAAAUACGGACUGAAGCGUUGGCAAAUCGGCGAAAUUGCAAGCAAAAUUGGACAGCUUUAUUAUCAUUACUACUUAAGAACCAGCGAAACGAACUACCUGAACGAAGCUUAUCAAUUUUAUGCAGCUAUUAGGGGUAGAGCUUAUUAUUCGCGUGCGAUCAAAGAGGAUCGGCCCGAUUUGAUGGUGAAGAAGUUGCGCUAUUAUGCGCGAUUCAUUGUUGUUUGUUUGCUGUUGAAGAAAAUGAAGCUGGUGCGUGAGUUAGUGACGGAGCUGGAGAAGCAAAUACAGGAAUACACAACAACUUACGAGCCAGAAGACCAUUUAGAAUGGUCAUUAGUUUUAGAAGAGAUCAAAGGUUUUAUAAAAGCUGAAGCUGCCGUGGCUGUUCUUCAUGCGGAUUCCAAUCCCAUCAUACUUUCACACAGUGGUUCCGGUUCUAGGUUGUCGCCGUUAACGACGCCACCAUGUGAACGUUCGCCACACAUGACGUUGAGCCUGCAGGAGAUACUCAUUGUGGGCUCGGCGUGCGAGCAGGCGAAGUUCUCGGAGUUAACAAUGGACAUGUUUAGAAUGUUGCAGACACUCGAACGGGAACCGACGGAAUCAACGCAUCCGAUGAGCAUCACACAUGGCAUGCACGGGCACGAUGCCAGCCCGGCUGCCAGCCGCAUACCACCAUAUGGUGUUCCAGGUUCUAAGGGUUACUUAGAAAAUGGCCGUCAUUAUCGAGACAAUCCUCAUAAAUAUUUACUAUACAAGCCUUCUAUUAGUCAACUUCUGGUGUUCUUAGCUAGUGGAUUUAAAGAAUUGCCUCCAGGAGGCGCAUUACUCUUAUAUAUGUCAGCUGAUGGUUGUUUCUCGACUACAAAACAUCCAGAGGACUACGGUUAUGAAUUGGGCGGCCUUGCUACGAGCGUCAAGCGUGAUGGCGUCGAAGGCGGUGGCAUAGCGUGCCGAGGGAAGUCCUACAAGGAGAAUCAUUGUUUGUAUCCCGGCGAUUUGUAUCCAUUCACACGGAGACCAAUGUUCAUUAUCAUCGAUUCGGAUAAUUCGUUUGUCUUUCAACACAUCCCCCGGUACUUUGGCCAACCAUUAGUCAUAUUAAUGUCACCGCAGGAUGUACCGCCCGCAUUCCAAGCUGAUGUACAACAUCACGGUUCGCUAUUCACAUUGUUCCUGCAUUCCCCACUGACGGCGCUCUGCUACAUCUGCAAUGUCGGCGAUGUGCCCAUACACCAUUGGGAGCGCUGCCAGUCGCAUGUGGACCGUUUCAUAACAGAGGCAUCAAGACUUGUGACACGCUGUCGCAUCGAUGAAAUCGAGCAGGGCAUAGGUUUUAUAGACUCAUCGUACGUACAGUUCUUCGGUGAUGACUUUUUGCGUACGCUUAUGCUACGUUUCGUCUUCUGUGAUGUUGUACUGCGAUUGCAUCGUGGCUUUCGUGGCCGUCAUAUGAGACCACGUUGCGAGCCACCGCUGCCAGCCAAUGAGUUACUCGAGCAUCCAUCACUGUCGCAUAUUAUAUUCCAACUAGCGUCGGCGCUCGAUGUGCGCGGCCAUUUCUCCGAUGGACCCGAAUGCGACUGAUGAUUUUUUAGCGAUACUUGUAAAAAUAUUUAUUAUUUAAAUUUACUUGUAAAACAAACCAUAGUCAUUAGUAGUACGGCCAUAGCAAGGAAAACACGAAAGUUGGCCAAACUUAGUGACGCUAGUGAAAAUGGCCAAUUUAAUAGGCGUGAUUAUGAAAUUGCGAGUAAAAGGAAGAAUAAAUUUAAUUAUUAUGAUAUUUAUUAUAAUAAAAUUAUUGUAAUUUUCUAUGAAAUAUAUAUAACUAUUUAUAUUUAUUUUUUUCUUAGCAUCAGUUCCAUAGCGACUUUUUUACAACAUACAUACUUAGGUGCAUACAAGCAAAUUUGUAAAAAAAUUAAUUAAUUAAUUAAUUACGAAAAAAUGCAGUAAUUGUAAAAUAAAAUCAUAAAAAAAAUAAAUAAUUUUAUUUCUUUACUCACAAUUAAUUAUAAUAAAUUGUAGAUAUACUUUAUGGUUUAUGACAGCUAACAAAUUUUACAACUGUGCAAAAUAAAAGCGUUCAUAUUAUUACUAAAAUAUAUAAAUUAAUGCUAAACCAAAAACAUAUUGCUGAGCUUCAAUUCAUGCAGCAUAUUAUGAAAAUAAAGUCUUGAAGACAUACUCACAUGCAUACUUCGAACUUCGUAUGUAUGUAUAGCGCUGAUAAAAAUAUGUAAAGUUAAAAGCCGAAAUAGUUCUAUAACAAAUAUGGGCAGCACCGAAAAACUAACAAAAGUAUACGCUUUGACUAAAAGAAUAUAGAAAUGUCUACUUGCUGUGCUUAAAUGACUUUUGAUGUAAUUUAUUUAUGAUUUUUGAAAUUAUAUCUACUAAAUUUUGGCAAACUUACCAUAAAAUAAUAUUAUAAAUUCGAAAAUAUUUAUACAAAUCCCAGGUCAAGUUCCAUUAAAAUUCAUUUAUUUUCAAAUUUUUAUAUAAAGUGUGGUAGGUCUUAUGUAGAGAAUACUACCCAAUAACAGAUUUUUAAUGUGUUCCGUUUUUUGACCGAUAUUGCUGUAGUGCUUGAAUGUUCUGUGAUCUAUACUGAAAUCAUGAAAAUUUCGAUACUUUUUAAUGAUGAAAAAUGAUUUGUGGAUAUUUUUUUUCGAAUGUUCUACGAACUCUUACAUUUUUGCAUCGGAAUUCGAAAGGAGAACAAUCGGGCUGUUGAUUCCAAUAAUUUUAGUUUCAAAGCAUUGAAUUCGGUACUAAAAUUCAAUUUAGAUUAUAUUCAAACCAAAUUGUAAUACAAAACUGAACCCAUAAUGAAUUCACUUCGAAAAAUAAUCUAAGGGAUUUUAUUCGGAUCAUAAAGGAAUUAUUUGAAUUUUACAAAAAAUGUUUCAAAAAAAUAUUGCUUUCAUAAAGAGCGUUUCGUGAUGAAUGCACGUCUAUAUUCUGUUUAAUCUCACAUUUGGUUUUAAGUGCAGAUUCCGUACAAUCCAACUUUUCGUUGAUCUGCGGAUCCUAACUAUACCAAAAAAGUUUAUAUGAAUUUCUCAAUGGCUUAAAAUAAUAAAUUAAAAAAAAUUAUUAAAGAAUUAAAAAAAAAAAAUAAAACCAAUAAUGUUCAUUCAAAAAUGUUGUUGAAUUUUUUAGAAUCGGUAAAUAGUUUAUUGUCCCGACUAUUAUUGGUAUUUCAAAUUUGUCCCAGGGUUCUCUCAUAAAUCUAAUUUCUUUAUUCUUAAAUGUUGCAAGAAAAAUAUUUUAUUCAUUUACAAUCUCACAACAGAUCUCCACGUUCGCUUUAGUAUCCCACAACUGCAGGCAAAGUCAUUUAAACACAGCAAACGCUGUUGUUGCGUCCCGGUAUGAGUAUAAAAGCUUUAAAUAUUAGGAUGCCCAUGGGCAACCGUUGCUGUUAGUUAAGAUGAAGCUUUAAAAGCUGCAAAUUUAUUCAGUUAAGUACUUACAUAUAUCUAUUAUUCUCUACCUCUUAUUUAAACUAGUCUUUCUGCCAAACCAAGAGGCAAUUAAACAACAAAAACAAACAAAAUGUCCUUUAUGCUCAUGACUGGUCACACAAAACACAACAGUUGAACACCGAUUUGCUAAUUCGUAAGCAAAAAAAAAAAACAAAAAAAAAAAAUAAAAUAAUUAAUAAAACACAAAUAAAACUAAAAAAUUAUAAUGAGAGAGAGAUUAUAAUAAAAUAACAGUUAAAUUUAGCUCACUUUCUACAUAUACGCAAAUGAAAAAAAAACUUAAGCAUUAACUCUUGUAUUGAAAAUAUAAAGCAAAAAUAAAUUAAUAAUAAUAAUUACAAAUAAUUAAAAAAAAAUAAUAGAAAAUCGAGCAAAAACGUACGAAGCAAACUGUAUUUUUACUAUAUGAAUUAAAACAAAAAAAAAAAAGAAAAAAAAAACGCGCUAGGUUUGUGUGAAUGGCUACACAGCAACGCAACAACAUUCAUGUGUAAUAUACAUAGUAUAUAUGUAACGCGUUAGGUAUGUUGAUGAUAAAUAAAUUAAUAUAUUAAUAAUAAAUUAAUAUUACAAAUACAUACAUACAUAAAAAAUAUACUCAUUUUAUAAUAUAUUUUUGCGGGAAAAAUUUUAUACGAUGCAAUGAAAACAAAAACCAAAAAAAACAAAAACAAGAAAUAAAUAUAAAAAUACCAUAUAAAACUAUAAAUUUAAAUUACGAUAAAAUAGCAUAUACAUACAUACUUAUAAAUAUAUAUACAUACAUAUAUAAAUAAUAAAUUUAUACUAAUGAAUUAUGAUAUAUACAAAAACAAAAACAAAAAACAAAAAUAAUUAAAUGAAAGCAGCAAAGCAAAUCAAUAGCAUUAAAUAGGCAAAUGAGUGCAGCAAAUUGCGCGGCAGACGAAGACGAACGAAAUUUAUACAGACAGACAAACAAACAGAUAUGCAAUUGGUUAAAUAGCAAAAAUGAUUGUAAAAACUGAACAUUACAGCAACUAAAAGUAAAACAAUAGCAGAAAAGUGUGGAAAAUAUAACUGAAAUUAUAAAAAUUUCCUAGGAAAUUGAGAAUACUGGGGGAGAAUUGCGAAAAAUAAAAUGUGUAUACAAAAUUUGUUUCAACACAAAACCUCUUCCUAUGCUUUUUUCGUAAAUGCAAUGUUUCCACAAUGUGGCUGAGGGAGACGCUGUUUUUUAAGUAAUUUGAAGGGUUGAAAAUAUUUUUUUUUAUAUUUUUUUUUAUAAUAUAACUAAAUUAUAAUAUAAUUUUUAUAUAUAUAAUAUAAUUUAAUUAAAAAUUAUAAAAUAUAACCAACAUUAAACAUUUAUAUAUACAAAUACCUAGCUUCAAAAAUUUUUGGAAAAUAUUUAACUAUUUUUUUUAACAAAUUUAAUUACAAAUAUUUUCUAAAACCUGUAAAAAAAUAAUAAAAAUAUGUAUUAAUUAUACAUGUCUUCUAAAACUUACAAAAGAAAAACAAUAAAAAUUUCCAAAAAUGCAUAUUUUUCAACACAAAUGCACCCUCAGUCCGUUGUAAAAUAUUUAUCUUGCUAAAAAUGUUUGCCUAAAAUUGCCAGCAUAUUUAUACCAAACCUAGACACAUAUAUAUAUUUACCUUAUAUACUUGUAGUGUACCGCAAUAAAUCUCGUUUAUAACAUUUGGAGUUUCUAAUAAUUACGCUUUGUUAAAUGACCGUUAUUUAUAUACUGUACGCGUGCAACAACAAAAAAAUUUACCCGUCAAAAUCUUUAUUAUUAUAACACAAAAUACAUAUAAAUUUGUGAAAUUUGUAAAACCAAAAGUAUUUACCGUUAAGUAACUUCCUUUCUCAAAAAAAAAAGCGAAAAACAAACGAAAAAACCACGCCCAUAAGAGUUUCAAACUUGCCACCUACAUUUGUUUAAUCAUUUUGGAGACGAAAAAAAAACGAUAAAAUAAAACCAAAACAAUUAUGUAUUAACUUAAAGUAAUAUUAACAAAUAUACAUACAUACAAUAUAUAGUAUACAUAUAUGAAAUUUUGUAAUUAACUGGUGCGUAACGCAAAGGCAAACUGGUUGGCGUUCAUUGGAUGUAUGCAAACUCAAUUGUGAGCUGGUAAAAAAAAAAUAUUUAAUAAAUUCAGCAUAAAACUUAAAGAAAGAAUAUACUAAACUGCAAGCAUAAACAACAACAAAUAAUGGCAGCCAAGCAAAAAUUAUAUGAAAUAAACAAUACUAUUCUGCAUUUAAUCAACUAACAUAUUUGAUAUACAAACUCAUAGCAAGCAUUUACAUAGGUGCAACAACAACAACAACUACUUACAUACUCAUGCAUACUCGUACUUUCAGCCAACACAAACGAAGUCCAAGAAAGUUAGUUUCUAACAAAUUGCAAAUAAAAUUUAAGCGCUUUCAUCCAUUUGUACCCCCCCGCAAAAAAUCUCACCAAUGCAACAUAAAUAAGUACAUACAUACAUACAUAGUACAUACAUACGUAGUAGCAAAAAAAAAAAGUAGGAGUUCACUGCCGUAAUGUCCGGCCAUAGGCUCCAAUUAAUCAUAUAUACUCCCACGCAAACGAACAUAGUUGAAAUACAUGCAUACAUAUUACAACAAAUAACAGUACAGUUUGAUAGUUGUACUACAACAACAGAUACUUAAUGCAUUUAAAGUCAUACAGCCAAAAUGAAGUUGUAUUGAAUCGAAGCUGUUAUGCAUAAAUAAUUACAUACAUACAUACAUACAUAUUCGUUAAAUGCACACUAGUACAUGUGCACCCAUACAAACGCGCAAGCAAGCAAGCAACAACAACAUCAUCAUUAUCAUGUUCAUAAUCAUUAGCAAAACGAAUUGGUAGUAGCGGAGGUGGUGAUUUCUUAAAGCAAAUACAUACAUAUAAAUAUAAAACAAUAGCGAAGGCAAGCAGGCAUACAUACAUAUGCAUUUGAAACGAAUUCAUAACUCGUUAGUUGACAACAACAACAACAAAAUUGUAAACAAUAAUUAAAAAAACAGAAAUGUAUAGAAGCUGGAAAUGAUAAAAGGUAAAUAGCAUAGCAAAUCAAAUAAAUAAGAAAAAAGAGUAAUAACGAAAUGGAAAAUGCAAAGAACAGCAAAAUAUUAUACAUACAAUAUAAAGAGUAAUAAAAAGAUGAAAAAUGCGAGAAAAAAUAAAGCACACGUUCGAAAAAAA